Molecule: messenger RNA, 1755 nt
Organism: Maudiozyma saulgeensis
Lineage: Eukaryota; Fungi; Ascomycota; Saccharomycetes; Saccharomycetales; Saccharomycetaceae
Source: the annotation of a GenBank genome assembly
AUGCUAAUGCAGCGAUGUUUUAGUCGGUCGUUUUCAACUAUACUUCCAAGAGCACCAUUAUCUAAACAAAUAUUGAAAUCUGAACCUACAGCGGAAUUGCUCGAGAGAUUAUGCUUCUUUAAGAAGACUCAAAGUGGUAUCUUCCAUAUGUUACCAGCUGGGAUGAAAACGAUUGACAAAUUUACUUCAAUUAUUCAUAAUAAACUACAAAAAAAUAAUGAUGCUUCUUUGGUUUCAUUGAGUUCCUUAUCUCCCAAAUCUUUAUGGGAUGCCACUGAUCGUUGGAAUAACUCAGAGUUAUUUAAACUAAAAGAUAGUAAAAAAAAUGAAUAUUGUCUUGUUGCAACUUGUGAAGAAGAUAUUACUGAAUUAAUGAAAAAUUAUAUUACAAGUUAUAAAGAUAUGCCAGCAUUAGUAUAUCAAGUUGGUAAAAAAUACAGAGAUGAACUAAGACCUCGUUCAGGUUUAUUAAGAGCUAGAGAAUUUAUUAUGAUGGAUGCAUAUUCUUUUGCUAGUGAUGAAAAGGAUGCCACUAAGAUGUUUGAAGAUGUUAAUAAAACAUUUCUUGAAAUUUUUCAAGAAUUGAAAAUUCCAGUUGUGAGAGCCUCUGCAGAUAGUGGUGAUAUUGGUGGCGAUCAAAGUAUUGAAUAUCAUUUACCAUUAGUUGGCGGAGAGAGUACCAUUUUAUCUUGUAAUCAUAAUGGUUGUAAUCAUGUGGCAACAGAUGAAAAAGCUUUAUCGUACCCUGUUGAAGAAGGUCAAUAUACUGGAGAUGUGUCUGUUAAGUAUGGAUUAAGUGAAGACCAUACUACAUUAAUAUGCUAUUAUUUUCCCAAGGAAAGACAAAUCAAUUGGAAUUUAGCCAAAUUAUCUGUAGAUGAUGAUAUUGAUUGUUCAUUACGUGAUUCUUCAAAUCAAGAAAUUAUUGACUUAUUUCAAAAUGAAAAUGAAGAUAUGAUGUUUACAAAAGUUUUAAGAGUAAUGGAUAGUAGAAUUAAUUCACGUUCAAAUUUCCCAGAUUUCCCUUUGAAAAAUUAUUUAAAGAAUAAUUUUGGCCAAAUUGAUGGUGUCUCUAUAGUGACAGCCAUUGGCGGAGAAAUAUGCGGUCAAUGUAACGAAGGCAAUUUGGAAAGUACCAAAAGCAUUGAAGUAGCUCAUACAUUUAAUUUGGGAACUAAAUAUUCAAACCCAUUAGCUUUGAAAUUUAUGGAUCAAGAUAAUAAUUCAGAUCGUCUUGUAAAGAUGGGCUGUUAUGGUAUUGGUGUCACAAGAGUCAUUGCCUCCAUAGCAGAAUUAACAAGAGAUGCUCAUGGAUUAAGGUGGCCUGUAUCAAUUGCUCCUUGGGGUAUAUCUAUUGUCUCUAUGCCACAAGGUAAGAACUCCGAAACAGAUAAAAAUUAUAGUAAAGUUGUAUCAUUAUUUAAAGGUACGGAUUCAAAAUUGAAUAUUGAUGUCAUGACCAAUAUUAAUAAAACAGCAAGCUUGGGUACUAAUAUAUCGUUAUCCCAUUCAAUGGGGAUCCCCUUAACGAUAAUUGUAGGAAAUAAAUCAUGGCCAAAUGUCGAAAUUGAAGUAAGAGGUGAAAGAUGGGGUAAUGUUGAUAACUGUAAAUGGGAAGAAAUGUACCCUCAGUUAAAGGAAGCAUAUCAAUGGGAAGUGAAAAAGGCAUCACCCACUGAUCCGUACCAAGAGAAGCAUAUCGUUUCACAUGAACAUGUGACCCAUGUCGUCAACCUAUUACUGCAAGACCUUUAA